Messenger RNA from Exophiala spinifera, 1104 nucleotides. RefSeq lists its product as uncharacterized. Gene Ontology annotation, biological process: post-translational protein targeting to endoplasmic reticulum membrane. The transcript is spliced from 3 exons. Gene Ontology annotation, molecular function: molecular adaptor activity; protein binding. The record is from RefSeq and is a predicted model, not a curated record. Gene Ontology annotation, cellular component: membrane; TRC complex. The coding region runs from base 1 to 1104 and encodes 367 amino acids. NCBI's taxonomy places the organism in Eukaryota, Fungi, Ascomycota, Eurotiomycetes, Chaetothyriales, Herpotrichiellaceae.
AUGCCGUUGAGUGACUCGAAAAAGCGCCUGGCGCUGUCGAUAAUAGACUUCCUCUCGACCUCUCUCAAAGAUGGCACUCUCAGUGCCGACGAUGCCGACAAUAUCGAAAUCGCGAGCAAUUGUAUUGCCGAGGCCUUCAAGGUCGACCCGGCCGACAAAGCGGCCGUCUCAGAAGCCGUCGGAUCACAGUCUCUCCUCAACAUCUUCCAAGUCUACGAGAAGCUGAAGGGCAAAGGCUCAGGUUCGAGCUCUGAUACCGCCCCUCCCCCUAAACCCGCAGAACCAAGCCCUAUCAACCCAGAAGCCGAAAAGCUCAAGAGUGCUGGAAAUGCUGCUAUGCAACAGAAGGACUACAAGACCGCAAUCGCGAAAUACACUGAAGCCAUCAAAUUCGCUCCUACGAAUCCCAUCUACCUCUCCAACCGUGCUGCCGCAUACUCUGCAAGCGGCGACCAUGCAUCCGCGGUCAAAGACGCCGAACUAGCCGUCGCGGCUGACCCCAAGUAUACGAAGGCAUGGUCUAGAUUGGGCCUGGCGAGGUUCGCCAUGGGCGACGCCAAAGGAAGUGUCGAGGCCUAUCAACAAGGCAUCGACUUUGAAGGCAAUGGAGGCAGCGAGGCAAUGAGAAAAGGCCUAGAGACUGCGAAGAAAGAACUGGCCCGCAUGGAAGCCGAGGAAGCCAACAUGCCCGAGGAUGCGGUGGACGAUGCCCCCGGAAACACUAGAGGUGGCGGUGGAAUGCCAGAUCUGUCGAGUCUGGCCGGCAUGUUUGGAGGGGGUGGAGGUGGAGGUGGAGGUGGAGGCGCAGGCGGCGGUGGUUUCGACUUUGCGAGCAUCAUGAACAACCCCAUGUUUGCGUCCAUGGCGCAGAACCUCAUGCGCAACCCCGAAGCAUUGAGUGGCCUCAUGAACAACCCGACCAUUCAGAACAUGAUGAACAGUCGGCGAGAAGGAGGUGGAGGCGGAGGAGGCGGUGGCAUGCCCGACCUGAGCCAGAUACAGCAAAUGAUGCAGGAUCCUGCUCUCGCUAACCUGGCUCAACAAUUCAUGGGCGGCGGUGCUGGUAGAGGCGCAGGAGCAGGACGAGGCGCCGGCAAUCAAUAA